This is a messenger RNA of Scatophagus argus, 2755 nucleotides long. Its product is annotated as vasopressin V2 receptor-like. The record is from RefSeq and is a predicted model, not a curated record. Gene Ontology annotation, cellular component: membrane. The coding region runs from base 169 to 1527 and encodes 452 amino acids. Gene Ontology annotation, biological process: regulation of systemic arterial blood pressure by vasopressin; positive regulation of vasoconstriction; G protein-coupled receptor signaling pathway. Lineage: Eukaryota; Metazoa; Chordata; Actinopteri; Scatophagidae. Gene Ontology annotation, molecular function: vasopressin receptor activity; peptide binding. The transcript has 7 exons.
AGCAAUAAGCAAAGAGAAAACUCUCUCUCUCUCUCUCUCUCUCUCACACACACACACACACACGCACACACACACAGCAUGGAUGCAGCUCGUGUGUGCAACAGCAGAUCAGGUUUUCCAGGCUCCUACGGAUGCUUCACAGGACGCUGAGGGCGAGGACGAGCCAACAUGUCGGUGUCCGUGAUAACAGACUCAUACCCGUCCAUCGACUGGUCGGUGGUCUCUGCGACCCCGGCGGGUGCAAACGUCACGGCCUGGGAGCGCGAUGCCCUCCUGGCUGUGGCCGAGGUGGUGGUGCUGGCGGUCAUCUUCGUGAUGGCGCUGCUAGGCAACGGGCUGGUGCUGGUGGUGCUGCUGAGGCGGAGACGACACCACAACCCGCUGCACCAGUUCAUGCUCAACCUCUGUGUGGCUGACCUGGUGGUGGCGCUAUUCCAGGUGUUGCCCCAGCUGGUGUGGGAUGCUAAGGGCCGCUUUCCUGGCCCGGACUUCCUGUGUCGCCUGGUGAAAUACCUGCAGGUGCUCGGGAUGUUCGCCUCCUCCUACAUGAUUGUGGCCAUGACGGUGGACCGGCACUACGCCAUCUGCUGCCCCCUGCAGGCGCACCGCAGCGGGGCCACCCAGCGCUGGAACAGCUUCAUACUGCUGGCCUGGGGGCUGUCGCUGCUGCUCAGCCUGCCACAGGUUUUUAUCUUCUCCCGCUCAGAAGUGGCUCCAGGCAUCUAUGAGUGUUGGGGUAACUUUGCUGAGUCGUGGGGCCUUAAAGCCUACGUGACCUGGAUGGCCCUGGCUGUCUUCAUCCUCCCUGCCCUCAUCAUCACCGUCUGCCAGGUGAGAAUCUUUAGGGAGAUCCACAACAACCUGUAUCUGAAGUCAGAGCGCCGCCUGUCCCCCGCCUCCCUCCCUCCCUCCAGACAGGACAGCCACAGAGGAGGAGGAGGAGGAGGAGGCAGAGGGAGGUCCAGUCUCCCUUUGUAUGUUUCACCACUCAUGUUCAACAACCCUGUGAGUCACACCAGCUUUGACGCUGGAUCCACCUAUCAGCACCUGCCCAUGGGUCCGCUCAGGUCCGGCAGCGUCACUCCACACUGUGAUAUUCACAGCUACGCUCCCGUUCAGCCCCCUGAGCUGCAGCCUGAUGUGCUGCCUGACCCUGCGGCGCCCCCUGCUGUCUGCUGCCCCGCACCCAAAGCCCCCCCUGCCCGCUGUGGAGAAGUUUCCGCCGCCAUGUCAAAGACCGUGAGGAUGACGCUGGUCAUAGUGCUCGUCUACUCGCUGUGCUGGGCCCCGUUCUUCAGCGUCCAGCUGUGGGCUGCCUGGGACCCUGAUCCGCCUCAGAACGGUGCUGUGUUCACCCUGCUGAUGCUGCUGGCCAGCCUGAACUCAUGCACCAACCCCUGGAUCUACUCCGCCUUCUCCAGCAGCGUGUCCCCGGAGCUCCGCCUGCUGCUGCUCUGUCGCUCGCACACACAGCGUCGAGGCUCCUUACCGAGCGACUCCACCACCACACACACCUCCAACUACUGAACAGCACACGCGGCCGCAAGGCAGCCGUCGACCGCUAAGUGCGAUCACGUGUCGCGUUUGCACACUUCCGAGUGGCACGCGACAGAACUGGAGGGAUUACUUUUUCGCGCUGAUUGUUUCGAAAAGCAAAACGCUUUCUUGCAGAGUUAGAUGGGUGAAGAUCGAUACUGUUGAUAUCUGUCCAUCAAUCAAUCACAAGAAGCUAAUUACAGCCAGAUGAUUAAGGUAGCUUAGCAUGAAGACAGGAAACGGGGAAACAGCCCCCCCUCCCCUCCUUUCUUUACGUCCCUGCUGCACCAUUUCAUGGCACCAAAGCCCACCUACCAGCUCUUCUAAAACCCAUCAACACAUUACGGAGGGUUUUGUACUGGACUAUUUCUUGGCUUAGAGGUAAUCAGCUGAGGCUCUGAGUGGUUACUGCUCUUAUUCAAGAAAUGGUUGAGCAUAUACAAAAGUACACCAGAAAAAUUAUUGUUUUUACUUUUUUUUUUUUUGCGUGAAUUAAAGAUGUAAGACACCUACAGCUUAUUUGGCUCAUGAAUAUCUUGUUUGUUCAGCUGUGGUUUUAGAUUACAUGGCAGGCCAGCAGUGGGCGCUGCAGGAAAACGUCCUUUUCUUAUACAUUGUGUUGGGGUCAUGCGCCCAACUAUUUCUUGGCUGGUGUUUGUGCUGGCAACAGCAGCAGUAAAAUGGGUAAUUGUCAUUUUAGCACUUAGCACUGUGUUUGUUUUUGUUUACUAAUUAAAACAAGAUGUACCGUGUCAGUUAGCGAGCUUUUGAUGGCGUACAGAUUUGGCUUCCAUUGGACAGUGAGAUCAAACUUAACUCUGAACUAAGGUGGGUCUGGAGUAGAGGUGAGUCCUGCCUGGUCCCAGUGAGACCAGGAGCUCUGAAGGUUUUAGCCUCCCUUCACUGAUUAUCAGUCAGUUUUAGAAAUGACUUGAAGAUUAAAAGCAGAGGCAGACUCAAGCUGUCUGUUUAUUUUUAAUUUCAUGUUUUACAUUUCAGUUGCUUGUUUGAUUUGUGUCACAUUUUAAGCUGUUCAGCACUUUGUAACUCUGUUUUGAAAAGUGCUGUGUAAAUAAAUUUUUUUAUUAUUGUUAUUAUAUUGAUUUCACCACACAGAAGCAAAUAGCAAAGACCAGGAUUGUUUCCACAGUGUCAACUUACUCCUGUAUGUAAAAUCAGGUAGUUUAAACUGCUGUAAUAAAUUUUAUAAUAUUUGAAA